AUGCAAUUUCCCACGCGUGUUUGUACAAUACGCACCUUCUUGGUCGCAUCUGGCAUCCUCUACACCUCGUCUGCUUUACAAAUCGUCUCGACGCCAGCUCUUCUCCGGAGAGACGAUUCCUCAUGCGCGGCAGUCGAUCCCAAACUACCCGGGAACUUCAAAUGCCCUUCUGGAAACAACUGUGUGUCCCUCGACAACUCAUCAUCAGCACUUUGCUGCCCGGAAUCAAGCUCGUGCGACAACAUUCAGACAGUAUCCUGUGAUAUCUCAUCUCAAAAUGCAACUGCGAAUCCUACAGCGGGAAUAUUCACAACGAGACUUGGAGACAAGUUGCCACAGUGUGGAGAUAAAUGCUGUCCGUUCGGAUAUUCCUGCAUUGAACAGCCAUCGGGGCCUUCCGUUUGCAGUAUCAUCCUGAGUACGAGCAUAGUGGGGAAGACGGAGCCAUCUUCUGGCAACGCAUCCCAGCCUUCCUCAGCAAGCUCUUCCGCUACGAGGUCAGCUACUUCGAGUACCUCGACCACUGGCUCGACUUCAACUUCAAAUCCAAGCAGUAUUAGUGCAUCGGCAGCUCAGGUUGGACCCUCAUGCAACAAAUUUCCCAUCGGGGUCUUCCUGGCCGGGUUCUUUCCUGGCAUGUUCAUUGGCGCUUUUCUGAUGCUGGCUUGGGUCAUAUGCAGCGGACGACAUCGAAAACCGAAGUCUCGAAACUCGUCGGGCUCAUCAAUAUACAAACCGACCAUCUCGGACCCCAUUCCCCUAGAUAGUGGUCUGAGGACGGACUUCCUUCGCAAAACCACCGAUCGAGCAAAGUCCAUGUUUUCCACAAGGAGCAACCGGAAUAGCCAACAAGCCGCGCCUAGUCACUGGAAGAUGCCCACACCGCCAGUACCCAACAAUAUUCCCACCGUCCCAGCGGGCCUACCCGUGACGCCGGAGCGGAGACUUGCGCAUGAGCUCAGUACGGAAAGCAUCAAAGUCUAUACUCCGCCAAGCGGCACAGUCCAGCAUCAUCCCAAUCCCGCUGCAAUCGCCCCACUGAGAGGCAUGGCUGCACAGCGAUUGCCGCUGGCAAACACAAACAACAUGGGCAGCCCAUUUCAAUCGCCUCCGAACAACAACACUAAUGGCUCUACCACGGUCAAUCGGAUGAGCAGCAAUCGAAGAAAUGAACGGGAUGUGAGCGUCUUCUCUAGUGUGUCCGAGUUUUCAGCCGAGAAUGAUGGGCCUACACUAACGCCGGCACGGUACAAUGGUGGCUUCAACCCAACACAGCGCAUGCGAUCCGAGAGCAGAGACGAAAUCAGCAGACCAAACACCACUUUUACAGAGAUGUUGCACGAAGCUGGAUUCCCUGAUCCCAUGCAAGCAGAAGAAAAACAUACCCCGGCUGUGCCGAAGAUACCAGAUGGUUAUGUGCGGGGGAACAAUCGGAUAUAA
Molecule: messenger RNA, 1440 nt
Organism: Cladophialophora psammophila CBS 110553
Lineage: Eukaryota; Fungi; Ascomycota; Eurotiomycetes; Chaetothyriales; Herpotrichiellaceae
Exons: 1
Coding region: 1-1440 (479 amino acids)
Source: RefSeq, a predicted model, not a curated record